Messenger RNA from Babesia bovis T2Bo, 2725 nucleotides. RefSeq lists its product as uncharacterized. The coding region runs from base 40 to 2682 and encodes 880 amino acids. The record is from RefSeq and is a predicted model, not a curated record. Lineage: Eukaryota; Apicomplexa; Aconoidasida; Piroplasmida; Babesiidae. The transcript has a single exon.
GAAUGUGAUCACGUCGUUUAUCCUUACACACCUUGGUAUAUGUCACACAUUUAUGUUCUACAUAUCGCACAUGAUAUAAUGGCGCAAAGAUACAACGUUUCCAUGCUGCGGCGCGUCGUAUCGCAAUCGAAUUAUGCUAACGUUUCCAAGGCGCGGCUACCCUGUUCCAUAAGGCGCUUCUCUUUUAUACGUAACCUUUUUGACAGAGAAAGUGACCCUAAUCCCGAACCUUUGGAUUUGAAGCCAGCUUCUGUUUCGCUAUAUGAAAAGGAAUCAAUCCUUCAAACAUUUCAGACUAAUCUGGACUCCCUUCUGGAUGAUGAUGCAACGACGAUUAAUGACUAUGUCGAUUUCAUUACAAAAGUGAAACAUCCACCGGCAGCGACUCCGCCAACUCUUAAGCACCAUACUACUGCUAGAUUGAUAAACUUAAUGGAUGCUCUUGUAUAUCUACGAUGUAUGAAGUACGUGGAUACAUACGCCAGAUUAUUAGACAUUGUGGCUGCCGAGCUUUCGUCACGUAAAUUUGAUUUCGAUUCCACUGACAAUAUCAAUUUAAUAAUCCACUGCAUAUCUUGCAUUGCCGCGCUCAGGAAACCUUCCAAGGAAAUCGGUAUAUUAUCGCAACAUAUAAAUCAGGAGUUCAGAAAACAUGGAGGCCAAGUACUUAAAAGUGGUAUGUUAAUCGAACUUCUGAAUGCGUUCGGUCAUGUAACGCACCCAUCAAUGAUAGAUUUCUUGGUUCAUACCUGUACGGUACGUCUGAAGGAUAUUUUACCCUCAGAUCUAAUCCACGUACCCACUGUGCUCAUGAAAUAUAAAAUACAAAAUGAGAUCGUAGUCUCCGCGGUUAUCCAAUAUGUGGUAGACAACUGUAUUGUAUUAAUGGAUAAGUCACAACUACGUCGCUUUAUCAUUAAUGUCACACAAAUGGAGUACCUGAAGAAUUCUGAUGGCAUGAUAACUCAACGCGCAGACGAGCUCCUGAGCUCUAGUUUUCGAAAGGCUUCAGAAAGAUAUAAAAUCGAUGAUAUGCUUCAUAUACUGGGAUCUAUGCCUGAACACAAUCAUAUACCGCCAUAUAGUAGACAGUCAUUGUCCAACCUGGUUAAUACGCUUAUGUGUCGUGUAGGUAUUACAUCGGAUAUAAAUGAAACAUCUAAUGCCUUAAAGAUGAUGACAAACGGUAUGAUCAUCACUAUAGUGGAAUGUAUAGCAAGGCUGUGCCCAUAUAUGUUCGAUAUAAAACAGGAUGCAGUAGCCCUUAUGGACUAUAUAACAUCAGGUGGCAAAGUCGACAAUUUUGGGCCUUCCAAGCUGGAUACACUUCUUGAAAUGUUGGGGAUUGAAUUGUGUCACAGAAUAAAUAUAGAUUCAGAACCACCAGUUUGGAAGCACGUAAACACUCCUGGAGGAAACGACAGGGUUACCGUCAGUGAUAUCAGCACCAUAGUCGCAAUAUUGAACAAAAUGGCAUAUGCCAAUGAAACAUCAAGCCUUAAAAAUGUAGCUAAAGAACUGCAAAAUAUUUUGGAACGCUGUUUACAAUUUGCCAUAGUGGAUAAUGAGGACAGUUUGUUCAAUCUGGUACAGCGAAUAUAUUGGAACCCAGGAUUACACAGUAAUAUGGCUAAACAUGCCUUCAAAUUAGUGCUAAGCCUUAAGACUAGUAGCAUGACACCAAAGCUGUCAAAAAUAACGGCUCUAUUAGUGAGGGAUAUUGUCGUAGCCAAGGAAAUAAGUGAUACACAACCAAUUAACAUUGAGGAAGUGUUGAAUCAUCUUCUGGAAGCUGUUAACAUUGAUAACUUAUCGGAUAAAGCACUAAGGAAUGCAAGUGAAUUCCUUUCACUCUUGUAUAUAACCGCAUGUACAUAUCGCACAAAAACGGGGAAGGGGUUAACUCACGGCCUAAUACCGAAGAUGCAACAGUUACUGAUGAAGUUGCCUGCGGAUAAUAAUGGCAUAUUAAACCACAGAUGUUUGCAAAGUGUACUAGAAUUAGACAGCAGUGAUCCCGUAUAUCAACAUGUGUCCUCCCUGGUUAAUGAAUGGAAAGAUUCCUUAUCAGACGGCAACAAAUGCAAGUUGUGCUUACACGAUGUGCUGAAUUAUGUUAUCGAAAGGUACUAUCGCAUCUCACAACAGGAAACCACCCAGGAUAAUAUACAUGAACUGUCUACGCUAACUAAAUCCGUUGUAGAUGAACUGGGACGUCUUGAACUAUAUAUCGAAAACCAUAUACCUAUUAGAGAUAACACGAUGGAACAUAAUGUUUGGGAGUCGCAAGAAGGGCUCACUGCAUUAUUCAGACCGCCAAGGGAAAAUAAAGAUAUAUAUCUACCCAGGCAUGAUAACACCUUGCAGAGAUAUUUCCCCGUAAAGAAACAGAUCGGAAUAAAGAAAGUAGGCACACCUACAACUAUGUAUAGCAUUAAAAAGAUGUUACAUAGGCAACUGAUGCGUACAACGCAAUUGGAAUUACAAUUGGCACGAGAGGAUAAAAGAAGAUCCACUUCACAUGAGCACAUACGUGAAUGUGUAGCAAACAUAUACGCCGCCAUUAACAAAGCUUUCUUGACAGUGGCUAUGUACGAGCCGAUAUGGCCUGAUAGUUACCUGCCCAGGACACAUACGGAGCGACUUGUUAAGUCAGCAUUGAAGCGAUUCAACGGAGUUUAAUAUCGAGUAGUACGACUAUUUUACACAUAUACACGUAUAUAUU